CUCUUAUGCAAAUCAAGUAACGUCAUCGCGACGGCAUGAGGGGAGGCGCAACUGUGGUGAGAGGAGGGUGUCAGCAGCACACCCGGAACCUUAACUGAACUGAGCAGAAAAGGACAGACGGAAGUCGGUGGAGGAGCGCCGUAGAACCUUGGCGUGGGAGACACAUAGGAGUCUGGGAUUUGUAGUUUUCUUCCAAUUAUAUCGGCUUCGUGGACUACACUUCCCAAGAUGCACACGUAACAAGCUAGUCCCACUGUUGGGUGAGAAUUGUGGAAGAAUUAGAAUGAGUGGAUUAACUUUCAGGCCGACAAGGGGCCGUUGGAUCACCCACCUCAGCCGGCCGCGUUCUCAGGGAUCCACGGGGUUAUUCGUGCCGCCCAGCCCUCCUUUGGACCCUGUAAAGAUCAAAGAGUUACAGCGCUUCAUUAGCCUUUCCAAGAAACUGCUAGUGAUGACAGGCGCGGGAAUCUCCACCGAGUCCGGGAUCCCAGACUACAGGUCAGAUAAGGUGGGACUUUACGCCCGCACUGACCGGAGACCCAUCCAACACAUUGAUUUUGUCCGCAGUGCUCCAGUCCGCCAGCGGUACUGGGCCAGAAACUUUGUGGGCUGGCCCCAGUUCUCCUCUCACCAGCCCAACCCAGCACACUGGGCUCUGAGCAACUGGGAGAAAAUUGGGAAGCUGCACUGGUUGGUGACCCAGAAUGUGGACGCUUUGCAUUCCAAGGCAGGGAAUCAGCGGCUGACGGAGCUCCACGGAUGCAUGCACAGAGUUCUGUGCCUGAACUGUGGGGAGCAGACUGCCCGCAGGGUGCUUCAGGACCGCUUCCAAGCCCUGAACCCCAGCUGGAGCGCCGAGGCGCAGGGCGUGGCCCCUGACGGUGAUGUGUUCCUCACUGAGGAGCAGGUCCGGAGCUUUCAGGUGCCCUGCUGUGAUCGUUGCGGCGGCCCUCUGAAACCAGACGUCGUUUUCUUUGGGGACACAGUGAACCCAGACAAGGUUGACUUUGUGCACCAGCGUGUGAAAGAGGCUGAUUCCUUGUUGGUGGUGGGAUCAUCGCUGCAGGUGUACUCUGGGUACAGGUUCAUCCUCACCGCCCGGGAGAUGAAGCUCCCAAUCGCCAUUCUGAACAUCGGACCCACACGCUCUGAUGAUUUGGCUUGCCUGAAGCUGGAUUCCCGCUGUGGAGAGCUGCUGCCGUUAAUAGACCCACAAAGACAGCACUCUGAUGUUCAAAGGCUAGCGAUGGACUUCCCUCUGAAUCCCGCUGCUAAAGAUCCCUAAGGAUCCCCCCGUUUCCCCUCCAACUAGUGGAAGCUUACUGUGUCCUAUAGAGGCAGGCAGCAAAGCCACGCCUAGAGGCCAGGCACCCUCCUACUUACAGAGAUGAGAGCUGCCCCCCCAAAAAAGACUUUUUCAAAGAAGUAGCUGCCCUUGAUGGAGUAGCUGUGCCACCUUCAGGUCACCAGGAAGAAGGAUCAGCCAGAAGCCCAGAAGCCACAACAGUCUGUGAGGGGAAACAUGGAGAUCUCACUCAUUCAGGGGAUAACCAGAAAGGCAUUUACAAUUCAUUCAUAUUCCAAACGGUUGUGUCUGGCCGAAGCACCUUGAUAUUUCUGACAACAGGAGCAAUAGCAAACACAGAUUUUUUUUUAAUUAACCAAAUAAUAAAUUAUUUUUAAUAGCA
This is a messenger RNA of Mastomys coucha (southern multimammate mouse), 1688 nucleotides long. It is a transcript of the gene Sirt4, whose product is annotated as sirtuin 4. The transcript is spliced from 6 exons. The record is from RefSeq and is a predicted model, not a curated record. Bases 284 to 1285 code for a protein of 333 amino acids. Gene Ontology annotation, molecular function: NAD+ binding; NAD-dependent protein lysine deacetylase activity. Lineage: Eukaryota; Metazoa; Chordata; Mammalia; Rodentia; Muridae.